Ustilaginoidea virens is the source of this 507-nucleotide messenger RNA. RefSeq lists its product as uncharacterized. Bases 1 to 507 code for a protein of 168 amino acids. The transcript has a single exon. NCBI's taxonomy places the organism in Eukaryota, Fungi, Ascomycota, Sordariomycetes, Hypocreales, Clavicipitaceae. The record is from RefSeq and is a predicted model, not a curated record.
AUGGCAAACCUCCCCUCCCAGCACCCCACCCUGUCCAUCCAUCUCAGCGACAUCACCCUCACGCCGCUCAUCACGUCCUCGUCGUCUCCGUCGCACCUCGACUCCCUCACCUCCCUGACCUCGAGCGCGCUGUCGUCGCAAACCGCCGCCCAGCGGGCUCAUCUCGGACGUCCCCAGCGCAUCAUGGUCGAAUACCCCGAUCACGGGGCCGUCGUCCUCCAGACCUAUCUCGACCCGCGGGAAUCCAGCGCCGCCGCGAGUGCCUGUGCCUGUGCCUGUGCCCGCGGCAAAGACGGCGACACCAUAGCGUCCGUUGACGACGACGAUGCCGACCUGCAACAGUCCGAGGAUGCGGCGCCUCUGCUCGUGGGCGUCAUUGUCGCUGGCUCGUCCGACGAGGCGCGAGAGGCGCGACGGGCGGCCGCCCGGUUGGAGAGAGUCGGCCGCGAGUUUCAGCGAGAAUGGAUGGCCCAGACAGAGCGAGGUCGCUCUGGCGCUGGAGACUGA